Molecule: messenger RNA, 1743 nt
Organism: Paramecium octaurelia
Lineage: Eukaryota; Ciliophora; Oligohymenophorea; Peniculida; Parameciidae
Source: the annotation of a GenBank genome assembly
AUGCAUUCAAAUUCCCCUAUUUAAGUAAUAAAUCAUGAAUAUAAUAAGGCUCAUGUGAUUUCGCAUAGAAAUGAUCCUAACGAAACCGCCAUUUAUUAUACAAUAUAAAUAUUAGAUAAAACUGGGGAUAAUUGGAGAAUUGAUAGAAGGUAGUUGUUUGUAUAAUGAGAUUUAAAGAUUCUCAUAAUUUGAAGAGUUAUUAAAAAAAUUAAAGGUAUUUUUUGGGGAAUAAUUACCAUCCUUACCAAGAAAGAAAUAUAUAACAUUUUUAAUUGGUAGAUCUACAGAGGAUAUAGAAAAGCGAAAAGAAGGGCUAGAUUAAUUUGUCUAGGUAAUUAAUCGCUAAGAAUAUAGGAUUUGGUUAACAGACCUGAAGUUGUAGCCUGUAUUCCUUUUAAAGAAUUUUUUGAGAUUGAUAAAAAUGCAAAAGAAAUUGUCGUUAAUCCUCCUUAAUUACUCUAUGAAUUUAAAGAGUUUUAGCUAGGAGUAAGAGACUUUAUCCUCAAUACUGAAUCUGGCUUGAUGUUUGUUCUUUCUUCUAAUUGCUCGGUAAUAAAUAGAAUAGAUGCCUACUUAACAAAUAUGAAGGCACCUUGGGAAUUUAAAAAAGAUGAAGAAGCAUAAAUAGCAGUAGGGAGUGUAGAAUGCUGGCAUUAAACAUUACAUGGGGAAUAUAAAAAACUAUGGGCCAAAGUAUAUAAUUCAUAGGCAAUAACAUGUUAUUGGGAUCAUAUUGCAUCUGUUCUUCUUAUUGGAUUAGAUAGUGGAUCUAUAAAUUAAUUGAUUGUUCUUGAGCAAGAAGGAUUCUAAAGAUAUUCAGAUAGUUAAGAAUUUGAGUAACACAAAAGUAGAGUUAUGGGCUUGUAUUAUGAUAGAAGAAAUAAAUACAUGCAUUCUAUUUCAAAGGAUCGUAGAUAUAAGGUUUUCAAUUUGCGGAUGAAAGAGUUGGUGGCAGGUUUUUAUUGAACUAAAAUAGAUUAUAUGCCAGAUUAGUAUGAAUUGACUAGUUUAUUAGCAAGCGAUGAAAGAAGAAAGGUGUUUAUUGGAGAUAGACAUGGUUAAAUCUUUAUUUAUGAUAUAGAAAAAGUAGAUUUAAUUAAUUAUUCAAGUAAAUGCCCUCAUAUAUGAUUAAAAUCACAACGAAUUAAUUAUUUCUAAGAGGAUUAUUUAUUGAUCAUUCAAGAAAUUAUUUAUUUUCAAUUAGCCAUGAAAAUGGGGUAAUUUUAAUAAUUGACAUUUAAAACCCUGGCUAGGAAUAAUUUGCAAAAUAAAUCACAAGUUUAAAUGGAAGAUUUAAGAGUAGAGAGAUAAGCUGGUCUUCCAAAAGAGGAGAAAUUUAUGUCGGAAACAUUGAUGGAACUGUUACUAUUUGGGAUGCCAGAAAUUCCAAUUAAUUAUGUAAAAUAUAAAGUAAUCUUAGUUGUUUUAAAAGCCCAUGAGUCAGACAUAACUAAAUUGCAUUGGCUAGAGGAAGAGAAAAAAUUAGUAACUGCAUCUAAGGAUAAAAGAAUAAAAGUUUGGUAGUUGCCAUAAUUUUGGAGAGAUCCAAAGGUCUUGGAAAAAGAAAAUUAGAUAGAGCAUUCAAAAACUUUUAAAAAAUUAAGAGAAUCUUUAUUUUAGAAUUAAAAAAUAGAAAUAGAUAUGAAUCAAGAAGAUAAUGAAGAAAAUGGUAUGAUUAUAUGGGAUUAACCCUAAAAAAAGUAUUCUGGAAAUAGUUGUGAGGAUUUGACAGAAUUAAAAUGA